AUGGCGAUUCUCACAGAAGCAGAAGAUGAAACGAAAACCCAGUCUCCAACUCCACCUGAGAAUAAACCCCAAUCUCAAUCUCAAAGCCCUUUCCCGUUUUGGUUCUACUUCACACUCAUCGUCUCACUCGCAACUCUCAUCUUCGUAUCUCUCUCUCUCUUCUCUACCCACAACGACCCCAGAUCUUGGUUCCUCUCGCUCCCACCACCUCUCCGUCAACACUACUCCGACGGACGAACAAUCAAAGUCCAGGUAAACCCCGGCGAGUCACCGAUCGAGGUUUUCGUAGCCGAAUCCGGCUCGAUUCACGCGGAGAAAGUACUAAUCGUUCACGGGUUAGGUCUCAGCUCGUACGCGUUUCGGGAAACGCUCAAAUCUCUCGAUUCGAAAGGGAUCCAUGGCGUAGCGAUCGAUUUGCCCGGAAAUGGAUUCUCCGAUAAAUCGAGGUUAGUGAUUGGUGGUGGAGACGACGGCGAUGAAAUCGGAUUUGUCGCUAGGGUUAAGGAAGUUUACGGCUUGAUUCAAGAGAAAGGAGUUUUCUGGGCGUUUGAUCAGAUGAUUGAAACCGGAGAUUUGCCUUACGAAGAGAUCAUCAGACUCCAGAAGUCGAAAAGGACAAGCUUGAAAGCGAUUGAAUUAGGGAGUGAAGAGACAGCUAGGGUUUUAGGUCAAGUUAUUGAUACUCUGAAUCUAGCUCCUGUGCAUUUGGUUCUUCACGAUUCAGCUCUAGGGUUGGCUUCGAAUUGGGUUUCAGAGAAUCCCCAAAUCGUUGGAAGCGUGACGCUUGUCGACUCCAGCGUUAGCCCUGCGUUGCCUCUGUGGGUUUUGCACAUACCUCUGAUCAGAGAGGUCUUGUUAGGGUUUACGUUCGGGUUUGGGAAGCUGGUGAGCCUCCGUUGCUCAAAGGAGAUGGCUUUAUCGGAAAUCGAAGCUCAUAGGAUACUUUUGAGAGGAAGGAGUGGAAGAGAAGCUGUUGUUGGUUCGCUGAAGAAGCUGAACCAUAGCUUCGACAUUGCACAAUGGAGUGGUUCUGAUGAGAUCAAUGGCAUUCCGAUGCAAGUGAUUUGGUCUAGAGGUGGCUCUCAAGAAUGGGACGAGGAAGGUCGCCGCGUCGCUGAGGCUCUUCCCAAGGCAAAGUUUGUCACACACUCUGGCUCCCGGUGGCCUCAGGAAAGCAAAUCGGGCGAGCUUGCAGGUUACAUUUCUGAAUUCGUGUCUCUUCUGCCGAGAUCCAUCAAACGGGUCAGUGAAGAACCGAUCCCGGAGAAUGUGCAGAAACUGUUAGAUGAAGCAAAGGCCGGUGGCGACCAUCACCAUCAUCAUCAUGCGCAUGCUGGUUACACGGAUGCUUAUGGUCUAGGAGAGGAAUUGACUACUUGA
Messenger RNA from Microthlaspi erraticum, 1380 nucleotides. Lineage: Eukaryota; Viridiplantae; Streptophyta; Magnoliopsida; Brassicales; Brassicaceae. The record is from the annotation of a GenBank genome assembly.